AUGUGUGCCGGCACGAAAGUAUGGAAACCAAGGGGAGCAGCCGUUAUCGAACUGGACAUCUCAUCACUCGAACAGGAGACUGUCGACGAGCUUUUCCAAAGCGUUACCUACAUAAAAAUGUGCAUCACUAUGCGACAAUCACAAAUACAGUGCCUGCGCAUGCCGAACCUCGUCGAAGUGCACACAUGCGAGAAAGGUCGUCCAGCAUUCACUAUAGAGGGAAAUCCGAAACUAGAGGUCAUUCAUGUAUCUACAACGUUUAAAUGGGAUGUCAGUAUUGAGCCCUUCUAUGUUACUUACAACCCAGCGCUAAAACAAUACCCUCCGUGGGAGAAAUGCAAGUACUGCGUGUUCGAGCCAAAUACGAGGUGUGGAGUGAUCUGGCCGGCCCUUGCUUAUACUACGGUUGAAGAGAUCCUGCAGAAUUGUUUGGGAAAACCAAGGAUUGUAUUCAACGAAGUGGUCACCGUCACGCAGGAGCAGUUCACACAGCUUUGUUCUCAAGCCGUAUAUCUGCAAAUGUGCUUCAAUAUCACUAAUACCGACUAUACGUCGAUUAGCUGCCCCAUGUUACGAGCUGUGGCCCCAUGCCGUCCAGGAAUACCAGUAUGGACGAUCGUUGGCAAUUCGCAGCUACAGAAUGUCGUCAUAAAUAGUCUCGUAAAGUACACAAUGGAAGAAAAGAUUAUGGUUGUCAGAGAAAACCCCUUGAUUCCUAAUAAUGAACUUGUCAUCCUGAAAGAAAUAUGCAAGGAUUGCGAAGUAGAUUACGAAUCAACGUGCCGCGACAUAACUGAACUUCCAAGCUUCGAAGUAUUUAUGAGGAGCUGCGCAGGACAAAAAGUAAUUUCUCUGCCUGGAGUGGAAUUGACUUACACCUUCACGGAAGCUCAAAUUAACCAACUAUUCCGCGAGGCCGUAGAGGUGGUGAUGUGUUUGAACUUACAAACUACCACCAUUCAGAAUCUAGUAUUCCCAAAACUGAAACGAUGGAAUUCAUGCAAAGCUGGCAAGCCUGCAAUAACCGUCAUCGACAAUCCCUUCUUGGUGAACAUUACGUUCCCAUCGUGCGAGAGCAACCUAUGCAUAGAAAGCGGAACUAUCAGCGGAAAUCCACUGCUUUCUCCGGGAAUAACACAGAAAUUCCCUGGAUGGUGCUCCAACUGCGCAUUGACGCCCUAUGUACCCGCUUGCGGCCUCGGAGACCAAAGCUACACAGUGCAGCAGCUGAUGACGGCAUGUGCAGGAAAACCGAUCAUAACACAAAACCCAGGCACCACGAUUGUCGUUUCCUCCACGGAGGUCACUGAGACCCAAAUGAACGCAUUUUGCUCCAACGCCGUUUACAUACAAGCGUGUAUCCAGAUCGUUGAUUCUGCAUUCACUAGCCUACGGUGCCCUUAUCUCAAGGAGAUAGUAUCAUGUCAACCUGGAAGGCCUGCUCUUGAAAUCCUUAACAACCCGCAUUUGACGAUAGUGGAAAUCCCCUCGACAACUGUUGUUCCGGUUAACGAAAAGGUCAUCAUUAUCGACAGAAAUGCACAACUUUCACCUGUGAUUAUCAAACAGCUGCGUCUGAUCUGCCCUCUUUGCGAUAUCCAAAACGAUUAUUCAACUUGUAGCGAGUUAGAUGUCAUUGGAGACGUUGAAUUAUUUGUCAAAAAAUGCGCAGGACAACCAAUAAUCACUUUCAAGACGGGAGUGGAACAGCAGUUGAUUCUGACAGAAGAGCAAAUCACAAGAUUGUUUGAAAAUGCUGUUGAAGUACAGAUGUGUCUCGCUGUCAAAAUGUCUUCCAUACAACAGCUGGUAUUCCCAAAAUUGAUGCAGUGGAGGUCAUGUGCACCAGGAAAAAAUGCUCUGGCCGUUGUCAACAAUCCCCAACUAGAAGUUUUGAGCUUCCCCGCAUGUACAAACCCACGAUGUAUCGAGAAUAUCGUUGUGGAAGGCAAUCCUUAUCUCCCAACCGAGCAAAUCAAUGUCAUUCACGGUUUCUGCAUUAAUUGCCACUUGGAAUACUAUGCGCCAGCUUGCGGCCUUGGAAAUCGCACAUUCACGCCUCAACAGCUUGUCAGGGCUUGUGCAGGAAAACAUGUGAUAGUGCCGGCAGCAAACUCCCCUGGCAUCAUCAUUUACUCGAAAGACGUAACUGAGGUAGAACUGAAUAGAUUCUGUUCUAACGCCGUUUACAUACAAGCGUGCAUUGUAAUGGAAGGAUCCCCCUUCACCAGUCUUCAAUGCCCAUACCUCGAAAAGAUUGUGCCAUGCCAGCCAGGACGAGCAGUAUUCGAAAUCAAUGGAAAUAACGCCCUGUCGUCGGUGGUCAUAUCCAAGACGGUGAUUUUCCCUGAAGGAGAAAAAGUAGUGACGGUAACUGGAAAUCCAUUGCUGUCACCGAGCACCAUAACCUCACUGAAAGGGAUAUGUCCGUACUGCGACAUCAGCGAUGUCUAUUCAAAAUGCCGCUGGGUGCAAACCUUUGGAAGUGUGGAAGAGAUCGUUGAGGAAUGUGCUGGACAACCAAUCAUUAUGGGAGGACCGGAAUUCACAUUGCAGUUCAAUCUCGGAGAGACUGAACUCGUAAAACUGUUCUCCGAAGCUGUAGAAGUUCAAAUGUGCCUCGAAAUCAGGGGAUCUCUGAUCAGGAAUCUAGUAUUCCCAAAACUGACCAAAUGGAAGUCCUGUGCACCAAACAAACCGGCGAUUACUAUUGUAAACAAUCCUUAUCUGGAAAAGCUACAAUUCCCCACAUGUAUCAACAACGAAUGCAUCGAGGGCAUCGUGGUUGAAGGAAAUCCACUGCUUCCUUCAGUGCAACUCAAUCAGACUUUAUCGUGGUGUACCAACUGUAACCUAAAACCCUACGUGCCAGCUUGCGGACUCGGCAAUGGACCCUUCACUGUACAACAAUUUGUGAAGGCAUGCGCUGGACAGCAGAUUAUCAAACAGCCACAAGGCUUUGAAAUAACCAUAAAAUCAACGGAAGUGACUGAAGAAGAAAUUAAUAACUUCUGCUCUCAAGCUGUCUACAUAGAAGCCUGCAUUGAUAUAUCAAGUUCACCAUACACGAGCUUGCGCUGUCCCUUCCUUCAGGAAUUGCAGCCUUGCAAACUUGGACAACCAGCCAUCACAAUUACUGACAACACACAACUGAAAAUCGUGGAGUUCCCUGCAUUGCUGAAAUUCGAGGAGAAGGAGACACUGAUAAUUGUAAAGAACAAUCCACUGAUUCCUCAUUCUGUAAUUGCUUCACUCAGAAUCCUUUGCCAAUUCUGUGAUAUCCAGUACUACAAAUCAAAAUGCGACGGAUUAACUAGUAUAGGAAGCGCCGAGGAGUUUGUGAAUAUGUGUGCCGGACAACCAGUAAUCACCGUUAAGGGAUCUACUGUUAUCGAUCAGCAGCUUACCGAGACACAAGUGAAUCAGGUGUUCUCUAAUGCCUAUGAAGUCCAUAUGUGCCUCAGC
Messenger RNA from Haemonchus placei, 3465 nucleotides. The record is from the annotation of a GenBank genome assembly. NCBI's taxonomy places the organism in Eukaryota, Metazoa, Nematoda, Chromadorea, Rhabditida, Trichostrongylidae.